This is a messenger RNA of Cicer arietinum (chickpea), 1836 nucleotides long. Its product is annotated as transcription factor bHLH144. The record is from RefSeq and is a predicted model, not a curated record. Gene Ontology annotation, molecular function: protein dimerization activity. Lineage: Eukaryota; Viridiplantae; Streptophyta; Magnoliopsida; Fabales; Fabaceae.
CGCCUUUCAUUCACAUCUUGAAAUAGAAUUUGCUCCAAAUCUCAAUAUCUCAUUUCUUCAAAAAAAAAAAUCUACACAUUUCCAUCACCACCAAAACCUUCUCUGAUCCAUCUUCAAUUUCCUUUCACACCUUUCUAUUCUUCACAAAUCUAAGGUUAGACUUUUGGGUUUGCCUUUUAUGAUAUUCUGGAGUUGAGCUAAAUCAAGAUGCCGUGGGUUUCCUUGUUUGUGGAUCAUAAGAGAAACUGUGUUCGUUUGGUGGUGUUUUUUCGUGUGAUUCUGUAAUUUAAUUAGCUGAGGUGAUAGCUUUAGAGGGACUCCUCUAAUUAGUGUUUUUUUUCCCUUUCAUUACCAAAACUGCUGGAGGGUUGAGAAUGUUCUUUGCCAAAGUUGGGUACAUUAAGAUGAGUGUUGGAGUCAUUGCAUACAGUCAAUUGAUGUUGGUUUGUCAGGCUGAAUAUUUUCGUCAGUUGCUUAAACCUGUUACGUAGUCUAGCUUAAAGGAACAUUGAUUUGGGGAGGGAUUGCCUUGUAUUGAACCACAUCAUUAGAAGGCUGCCAGAUGAGAUGAAGUUUUAAUUUGUAAAAGUUGACAUUAUUUUUUAUAGAUGGAAUUGGAAUUACCUUAGUACCUGCUGUUUAGUUGUUACAUCACUGUAGGAACUUUCAUCCAGCUUUAGUACAAAAUAAUUUCCAGUUACAUUGGCCAAAUCCACACUACUUGCACACGUAGCUUAGUCAGAGUGAAUAAUUAUUAUAAUGCAGACUCACGAGUAUUUUAUCCCGGGAAAGACGGUACAUCCUUUGGCAGAUGAAGCCGUUGGUACUUAUAUGAAUGCUCCACAUGCUUCUACCUUUGAUGCAGUUUUCCCUUCUGGUGUGAGACAUAUGACACCAUUUGAAAGGUUUAAAUUGCAGCCUUCUGAGGUUUGCCCCAAGAAAUUCAUUGUCUUUGAUCAAACCGAUCAACAAAGCAGGAUUUUUUUUAAUCCUGCGACGACCUACAAGUUUAACAGUCCCGGCUUCAACACCCAUGCUGCGUUUACUCAAGAUUUUGAAAAGGAUAAAAUUAAUCAAAUGGAAAGGGAAUUGUCAUCUUCCUUUGAAGAGGAUUCUAAGGACAUUGAUGCGUUGUUGAGCCUAGAAACGGAUGAACUAGCGAACUAUGAUGAGGAAGAAGUCAGCACAGCAAGGACCCGUGAAAAAGACGAAAGUACAUCUGAUACUUGCUCCAGUUAUCGCACGAAAUCGAGGAAGAAGAGGUUGUUAUCAUCUUCUGCGCAAAACUCUUCUGGGUCCAGGAGUUACUGCAACAGUGAAAAGAAACAACACCUGGAGAUGAAGAGGAUGGUGAAGAUGUUGAGAAAUAUUGUGCCUGGUGGAGGAAACCAGAUGGAUACUGUUACCGUUUUGGACGAAGCUGUAAAGUACCUCAAGACUCUCAAGGUUGAAGUGGAGCAAUUCGGAGUCGGACCAUGAAACUGUUAGUUUGACAGUGCAUAUGUUGCUGCUGCUGUCAAACUCUUUGUUAUCGACUACUUUCCAGCCUCGCUCACCUUCCUCAUUAAGUCAUUACCUUUCGUGGGAAGAUGCUCCUUGCAAAGUAAUAAAUUAACAGUGCCCUUUUACUUAUUCUGGUCAUGUAAGAAAAUUCUCUAAUAUUAAUUGCACUUGGAAAUAUGUUUGACACUUUUGCUGGUUUAUUUCUUUUCUUAUGAAUAGUGGGGAUUGACUGAAGGUUCUUUCCUAACAAUAACGUUCAUUAUUAUGCAUGUUAUACCAUGAAUGUAAUGUACUAUAAAUUCACUAGACUGAUAAUUUCUCACUUAUGCUUCA